Messenger RNA from Microsporum canis CBS 113480, 654 nucleotides. Its product is annotated as phosphoribosylglycinamide formyltransferase. Gene Ontology annotation, biological process: 'de novo' IMP biosynthetic process. Lineage: Eukaryota; Fungi; Ascomycota; Eurotiomycetes; Onygenales; Arthrodermataceae. The record is from RefSeq and is a predicted model, not a curated record. The coding region runs from base 1 to 654 and encodes 217 amino acids. Gene Ontology annotation, cellular component: cytoplasm. The transcript has 2 exons. Gene Ontology annotation, molecular function: phosphoribosylglycinamide formyltransferase activity.
AUGGAUUCUCCUACCCGCCUCACGAUCCUUAUUUCAGGCAGUGGUACAAACCUUCAAGCCGUUAUCGAUGCUAUCAACGCCAAAACUCUUCCCGCAACAGUUGUGCGAGUAAUAUCCAACCGGAAAGAAGCGUAUGGCCUCGAGCGGGCGAAGAAAGCUGGUAUACCCACUACCUACCACAAUCUAUUAUCAUAUAAGAAGAAACAUCCAAACACUGAAGAGGGAGUGAAGAAAGCUCGAGAGGAAUAUGAUAUCGAUUUAGCACGCCUGGUACUAGACGAUAAGCCUGAUCUUGUUGUUUGUCUCGGAUUUAUGUAUGUGCUAUCAAAGAAGUUCCUGGAUCCAAUGACAAGUGCUGGCCUGGAGACUAUAAACCUACACCCUGCACUGCCAGGUGCCUUCAAUGGAACUCAUGCCAUUGAACGGGCCCACGAAGCCUGGCUAGAAGGCAAAAUUGACAAGACAGGAGUUAUGAUUCAUAAGGUCAUAGCAGAGGUUGACAUGGGCGAACCAAUCCUAGUACGGGAGAUUCCGUUUAUAAAGGGGGUAGAUGAAGAUCUAGAGGCGCUGAAGGAGAGAAUACACAAGGUUGAGUGGGAGGUGGUCAUUGAGGGAAUAAAUAUUAUGAUAAAGAGGAUGCAGGAGAAGAGUUAG